Calliphora vicina (urban bluebottle blowfly) is the source of this 3208-nucleotide messenger RNA. It is a transcript of the gene Atg16, whose product is annotated as Autophagy-related 16. The transcript is spliced from 10 exons. Lineage: Eukaryota; Metazoa; Arthropoda; Insecta; Diptera; Calliphoridae. Gene Ontology annotation, cellular component: autophagosome membrane. Gene Ontology annotation, biological process: autophagosome assembly. Gene Ontology annotation, molecular function: protein binding. The record is from RefSeq and is a predicted model, not a curated record. The coding region runs from base 477 to 2330 and encodes 617 amino acids.
AAAAACACCAACAAUAACACAGUCAGACACUAUGAUGAAAUGUCAAAAAAUAAUCAAAAUAAAAAUAAUAAACCUGCUGUAAAUUCGUAUCAUAUUUUGCCUAAAGACAAAAAAAGGAGAAAAUAUUAUUGUUUUUUAUAUAUAAAGAUCAUAAAUUUUGCACAAAAACUAAUGAAAUAUAAUCGUGUAGAAGAAGCAGCAGACAGCCGUUUAAUGUUUCUUUAGGCAAUUUUAAGCGUAAAUAAGUCCGGGACACGGAGACAAUAAAAUACGCGGAAUACUAUUUAAAGUUCGUUGAAAGUUGUGCGUCGAACGGGGAUUUUUUUUAUAUAGUUAAGGACAUAAAUAAAAAGCUGUCUGCUCAAAUUACAAGUAAAAGUGUUUAAUAAUUGUGUGGAAAAUAUUACAAAAGAGUUCCUCAAUUUGAGGUAGCUUUAAUUUAGACAGCAAACCAUCAUAAAAUUUAAAGCUCAAUAAUGGCCAAUGAAGAUCCAGAAUGGCGUCAGACUUUAAUGAUACGUUUACGUGAACGUAAUCGUCGGGAUGUGGUGCCCUUUAAAGAAAUCAUACAACAAAACAAUCGCUUGAUGGACAAUGUGGCCCAGUUAAAAUCAGACAAUUUAAAACUUUCUGUUGAAAAUGAACAAUUACGCACGGCCAUCUCAACAGGUGGCGGCAUUGGUGGCAAAGAUAGCACAGCCGCCCAAUUGGCUAUUGCUGCCAUGGAGAAGAAACUGUUGGCCCAACAGGAAGAACUGACAGAUUUGCAUAAACGCAAAGGAGAAAAUUCUCAAUUAAUUGUAGAUCUUAAUAUUAAAAUGGAAAAGCAGCAACAAAUAGUAGCAGAAAAAGAACACAGUCUUGCUGACCAACAAACUGCCAAUAAUUCCUUAAAAGCUGAAGUUCAAAUGCUUAAAAGCAGUCUAGAAGAACUGAAAAAUCUCAAUACUACUCUAAGAGAUGAAUAUACUGCAUUGCAGUUGGCAUUUAGUGCUCUCGAAGAUAAACUAAGAGGAGUUCAGGACGAAAAUCGUUGUCUACUGGAACGUUUGAUGCGUUACAAAUCGAAGGAUGCUGAUAAAUUGAAUGAGGAAAACGAAAGCUUUUUAAGAAAAAGACUGCCGUCAAUUUUCAGAAAACGUUCGGAUAAACUUAAACGAGAUCUCGAAGACGCUGUCCGAGAACCAAAUUCACCCUUUACACAACAUCAUCGCAACUCCUCGAGUCCCUCGUUUCAAGGAGCGGGAGGCGGUGGUGAUCCGUACGACGACGACGAUCGUGACACCAGCAGUGGUGAUCAUUGCGUAGAGGCUGGCAGUGAUGCUGACAUGUAUGGCACACAAAAUGAGCAGUUUGGUGGUUUGGGUGGCAGUAAUAUAGGUGGUUAUGGCUAUUACAAAAGUGCCUGUCCCACCACCAUCCAUAUGAAAUUUGAAGCUCAUGAAACAGAAUCACAUGCGGUGCGUUGGAGUCCAAUUGAACGUGUCAUAGCAACGGGUGGUGCUGAUCGCAAGGUCAAGUUGUGGGAUGUGGGGAAGGGUUCUACUGAACCUCGUGCCGUUUUGGGCGGCAGUAGUGCUGGUAUUAAUUCCGUUGAUUUUGAUUCCACUGGUACCUAUGUAAUAGGCACCUCAAAUGAUUAUGGCGCACGUAUUUGGACCACAGGAGAUAAUAGAUUAAGGCACACUUUAACUGGCCAUAGUGGAAAGGUAAUGGCAGCGAAAUAUCUGCAAGAGCCGGUUAAAGUUGUGACCGGCAGUCACGAUAGAACCUUAAAAAUUUGGGACUUGCGUAGUAUAGCAUGUAUAGAGACGAAAUUUGCCGGUUCCAGCUGUAAUGAUCUCGUUACCACCGAUAGUUUAGGUUCGACAAUCAUAAGUGGUCACUACGACAAGAAGAUACGGUUUUGGGAUAUACGUACGGAAAAACAGGCCGAUGAUGUCUUGAUGAAUGCUAAAAUUACCUCAUUGGAUUUGUCAAAAGAUUGCAAUUACCUCAUAUGUUCAACACGUGAUGAUACUAUAAAACUUUUAGAUUUACGUAAAAAUCAAAUUAUUUCCACAUUUUCCGAUGAACACUUCAAACUAAGCUGUGAUUGGGCGCGUGCCUCUUUUAAUAUGAAUGCCACGAAGAUAGCGUGUGGCUCAGCGGAUGGUGCCAUUUACAUUUGGAAUAUUAUGGGUCAUUUAGAGGCUGAAUUAAAAGGACAUGCUUCUGGUUCUGGAUUUUUUCACAGCUCGGCGGUCAAUGCAGUUAGUUGGAGUCCCAAUUUCAAUGCUAUCGCAUCGGUGGGUAAAGGUAAAAAAUGUCUUAUAUAUACGGAGUCGUAGCUGGUAUUAAAGAGACUAAGAAAUUAUAUAUAUAACACGUUACAAAAUCCAAAACAAAUGAAAUACUGAAGUUGAAAUAUAAUAAAUCCAAAUAGAAUUUAACAAUAAUGUACUGGUAUUUCCCACACGAAAGAGAGAGAGAGAAAUAGAGAAAUGCAAACAUGUGAAAUGAAUAAUGAGUUAAACGUUGAUAACUGCAAUGAAAAUUCUUUUAAAGAAAUGGAAUUUUAAUUUAAGAAUAUUUUUGUAUUAAACGAAUUCUUGGUAAAAAGAAUUUAAAAAAAAACUUAAAAAUUUUUCAAAAUUUUAAUUAAUUUAAGUCUGUUUAUUAUUAUAAUUUAUAAAUUAUUAUAAAAAAUCACAAGCAAAAACAAUUUGGUCAAAAUCAUGUAUUUCUUCAGUUAAGACGAAUUUAAAUUUCUUAAUACAUACAUAUGUACUACUAUAAUUUUUUUUAUAUAUAUACAAGUCUUCAAAGUCUUCUAUUUCGAAAAUUAAACAUCACUGUACAUUUUUUUUAUUAUAAAAACUGAAAAAUAAAAAAAAAACAUUAUUAUAUAUUUAAAAAAAAAACAAAAAAUUUCUUUAUAGAUUUUUUUAUGUACUCUAAAUAAAGAAAUUGUAUACAUUUCAUAGAUAUAGUACAAUUGAUAGGAAUAACAACAGCUACACCACAAACAACCAACAUCUAACAGCAAAUAGUAGGAGUAGCUGCUGAAUAACUCGCUCUUCUUUUCAUCUCUAUCUUCAUUGUUGGCUGUAUUAGCACUGGUACUCGCAUAAUGGGCCAACGAUUAAUUUCAAACAAUAAAUUUUGAACUGUAACUGUAACACAACCAUUUAUUGUUAAACAUACUUUUAACUGAAUAUAUUCAUCC